UGUUGUGUCACAACAAUUGCAACUGAUGUGUUUCGAACAAUGUUUACGUUUGUAAAACGUAGUUUGUUAUUGUCGCUGUCGCGUUUUAGAGUUUCAGCGUCACUUCAGGUCGUUUUGCUCUAGUUUCUUCCAUUCUAUUGUCGAAAAGGAUAUGGAUCAAAUAAAAGUAGUUUUAGCUAUCGGAAUUGGAGCAGCCUUCUUAGGGGCCGUUGUUUACAAACUCUACAGGAAGUCCAAAGAGGAGAAAAAUUUCAGGCAAUUGGUUAAGGGUUGGAAAGCGUGCGGCGUAGUGAGUCAACUGCACAUUUUCCCCCUUAAAUCAGGUCAUGGCAUUCCUGUAGAAGAGGCAUAUGCACAAAAAAUUGGCCUUGUCAAUGGAGAACUUCAAGACAGGUCUUUUAUGGCAUACAAUGAGAACAACAACUUUUUGUUUGGUCGAAUUCACCCUAAAAUGGUUCUAAUCAAAAUAUCUGUUUCUGGCAACAAAGUAGAAUUUACAGCACCCAACUGUGAGUCAAUUACUUUUCCAAUUCCAUCUCAAUCUGAAACAGAGAAACAAGUCAAAGUGAGAAUUUUUGGAGAGGAAGUAGCUGCUUUUGAUUGUGGUGAUCAAGUAGCUCAGUGGCUUUCACAAUAUAUUUUCCAAAAAGAUUCUGGUGCUAGACUGGCCCACUUGUCCUAUCCUAAAGUAUCUCCUCGCGUGUUGAAAUCCAAGCCGGGCCAAAACUGGUUGAAGCCGACUGACGCGGGAUUGUUCUCUAACGCUACCCCGUUUCACUUGCUAUCGGUGGAGUCGGCCAAUGAUUUGAAUUCUCGAGUGGAUGGAUUAGAAAUUUCGACUUUAAAUUUUCGUCCAACCAUUACCGUCAGUGGAUGUCAGCGUCCCUACGAGGAAGACGAUUGGAGAUUUGUCCGUAUCGGCGAAGCUGUCUUCCGCUACGUCAAGGGAACCGAGCGAUGUAUAUUACCUACAAUUGAUCCAGCGACUGGAAUAAAAGACCCUAACCAGGAACCUUUACGAACUCUUCGAAAAUACCGUCUUGCAGAGGAUCCGGUGUUGCGUAAAGCCAUGGGCGAGUCUCCUCUCAUGGGAAUCAGUUUAGCUCUGGAACAAGCCGGAAGGAUCCGUAUAGGUGAUGUUGUCUACGUCGGCCAACUGUAAAUUACUGUGUCAUCCAAAGAGAUUGCACAGUUUCUUGGAUUGAUUAUAUUUUUUUAUUAUUAUUUUAGUUGAAACUGGCCUGUGGCCUAAAGUUAUUUUUUCCAAUUCCAUUUUUUUGCUACGGAUUUUUAUUAAAAUUUUAUUAUGGAAUUUCGGUUGAAUUUCCAUUAUUUAAGAAUAAAUCACAAAAGAAAUGAACUACUGGUGUUAUUGACUAUAGUAUUUCACAAUACCGCGAAGGAAUCCGCGGUUAUUCUGUUACAGCAAUAAUCUGAUCUUUACUACUUUUUUUUACUAUCAAAAUACGCUUUUUCCAUAAUCCUUUCAGAAGAACAAUUCAUCCAUGAUUGAAUUGAAUGCAUGCUUAUUGUCUGUGUGAGUCAAAGCUGCCUGUAACUUUGUUUUUUUUUGCUUCACGAAUUUACAUUUUGA
This is a messenger RNA of Daphnia pulicaria, 1594 nucleotides long. Its product is annotated as mitochondrial amidoxime-reducing component 1-like. The coding region runs from base 152 to 1162 and encodes 336 amino acids. Lineage: Eukaryota; Metazoa; Arthropoda; Branchiopoda; Diplostraca; Daphniidae. The record is from RefSeq and is a predicted model, not a curated record. Gene Ontology annotation, molecular function: catalytic activity; molybdenum ion binding; pyridoxal phosphate binding. The transcript is spliced from 6 exons.